AUGGCACUCGACGACGACGCCUCCCUUCCCGUCGAGAACUCGGAGCGGGCACGCCAGCGGGAAAUCGCAGCCUAUCUCUCGGCAGCUUCCUAUCCGGCAGGAGUACCAAAUGGUCCCCCAGAAACCCCGUUCAUCAAUGCAGACCCUACUCUCAACGCCCUUGUCCAGUCGGGCACAUCCCGGCUCGACUGUGACAGAUCCUUCCUCUCCCUCAUCGACCGCGAAAACCACUUCCUCGCCGCUGAAAUGACGAGGUCGCACUCUAUCACCAAGAACCAAUCUGCCGAGAAUGACCACGUGUUUCUCGGCGUCUCCAAGCUGGAGACCCGCUGGGGCGUCUGUCCGGCGGCCAUGUUCGCCUUCAUGGACGAGACGGGCGAGUGGGCGCAGACGGGCCCCAACAUCAUUGCCAACAGGACGCGGUUCAUCGUGAACGACUUUCGCGUUGAUCCCCAUUUCGUCGAGAGACCCUAUGUCUGCGGUUACCCAUACAUGGUGUCCUAUCUCGAGGUGCCCCUCGUGUCACCCCUGGGCUACCUGCUCGGCAGCUACUGCGUCGUCGACAACAAGCCUCGCCACUUCAACCAUGAGCCCACCAUUGCCAUCAUGAACGAAAUCGCCUCGGCCAUCAUGUCCUAUCUCGAGUUGAAAAAGACGGAACAGAUGCGCCACCGCGCCGAGCAGCUCAUCGGCAGUCUGAGUGCCUUUGUCGGCUGCAAACCUGACCCGACACCGCACCCCCCUAAGCUCUCGCCACAGUCAAAAUAUCCUUCCUUCGACUCGGUCCAAACCGAUAAGACGGACACGUUUUCCGCAGCGAAUCUGUCUUCGGCAUCGCCGGCGUCCUCGUUCGCAACCCCCGACGCAUCAUUCCUGUCCUCGGUGCCCUCGUCGGGGAUACCGUUGACGGCACCACCCGACGGUCCAGGCGAGACCCUGCUCGAGCAAAAGGUCAGCAAUGCGGACGGCAAGAACUCUCCAGGUCAACAUCUGCCCUCCUCGGCCAGUGAUGUGCUUGGAUCACGCGACGUUGGCUUCAGCGGCUCCGCGAACUUGCGUUCCACAUUUUUCCGCGCUGCAUCCAUGAUGCGACAGGCUAUGAACAUGGACGGCUUUAUGUUUCUGGAUGCCGCCCCAAGCGUAUACGUAGACACCUCAGACUCUUUGGAUCGCGAUCGCAACAGCAACGGCCACGGGCCUCACAGUGAGGCGGAAGGGCCAUAUUGCGCUGUCGUGGCUCAGGCGACUGUCGAUCAGCGAGAAGACAACACUCUGCAGUCGCCUCCACCUGGGCUACCAGAGGCGACCCUCCAGAGGCUCAUCAGGAGACAUCCACGCGGCCACGUCUUCUCGGCAGACGAGUUCGGACCCAUUGACGAGCACUAUGGACCUGGCAAGCGGUGCCCAUCCGGCCGCAGGCCGAGCGCAGACAGCAUCGGCCUCACAGACGACGUGUCCAGGCUCUUCAGCGCUCUUCCUGCGGCCAAGUACAUCAUCUUUCUCCCGCUGUGGCACUUUCAGCGUGAGUGCUGGUACACCGCCGCACUCGGCUGGGUUGCGGAUCCGACGCGCGCCAUCGAGGUUGCCGACAUCAGUCUUGUGUCUGCCUUUGGCAACUCCGUCAUGGCCGAGGUGUCACGAUGGGAGGCCCUGGCGGCGAGCCGCGCCAAGUCUAACUUUGUCUCAUCCAUCAGUCAUGAACUGCGAAGUCCCUUACACGGCGUCUUGGCCAGCAGCGAACUGCUCCGUGAAGGCAUCUCGGACCCUUCGCUCAAGCCGGCCCUGGACAUGCUCGAUUCCUGUGGCAACACGCUGCUGGACACCUUCAACCACCUGCUCCACCACGCCAUCGCCAUCAACGCCGGGAAAAAUCCCCACACCCCUGCGACCGAGCUGCGAAUCGCCGAUCUCGGGGAAACGGUCGAGGAUGUUGUCGAGGCUGUCCACGUCAGCCAUGGAUAUGAGAAUGCCUUCCGCCCAUCAGCUCACUCGAAGGACGAACAUUCUGCCGAUAGUCCCAAGACGGAGGAGGGCUCUCAAGCGCGCCCACUGCUCGUCUCACUGAACAUCCAGGAGAAGACCGCCUGGAAGAUGCGCACCGAUAUCGGGGCCUGGAAACGUAUCAUCAUGAACGUCUUCGGAAACGCCAUGAAGUAUACACCUGCUGGCCGCAUUGAGGUGAGCCUUCAGAAGACACGAAAGCCAGACAGCCACGGCAGGCUGCGCGACUAUAUCAUCUUUUCCGUCGAAGACACUGGCCUCGGUAUCAGCUCCGAUUACCUCAAAUACCAGCUCUUCACGCCCUUCUCGCAGGAAAACACCCACGCCGCCGGCAUGGGGUUAGGACUGAGCAUCGUGCAGCAGCUGGCCAGAGGACUUGGGGGUACCGUCAACGUCAAGAGCUCCAUAGGCGUGGGGACCCUGGUGGAAGUCCUUGUGCCUCUCCAGGAGGAGGACGAAUCCACUCCGCUUUCUGGGCGGACAAUCUGUCUCAUCACACCAAAAUCGUUUGCAUCCGUGCUGAAUUCGACUUUUGCGAUCACCGCCGAAACGCGAAAUCGAUCGGCUGCUGUCGAACGAGCCCUUCGAAGUAACGCCGGCGGCCACUUGGGAAUGAAUGUUAUCCUUGCGACGGCUGAUGAUCCGGUCCCGGAGGCAGAUGUGUACUUUUUGGACGAUGACACGACUGGCGCUCCCAGCAGCCUUUCUGCGUUCUUAUCAGCGACAAAUUCCAAGGUUACUCCUUUGGCCGUUCUCUGCCCGGGAGUAGGGUCGACGUCGUGCUCGAGGACGCAUGCAGGAAAGAAGCAGAGCUGCGCCCAUUUGCACCUUCCACUCGGCCCGAGAAAGCUGGCAUCAGUGAUUCAAGCGGCGCUCACAGUAGCUAACAAGAGCCCCCUAUCGGGGUGCAUUUCUGCUCCAUCAUUACCAGAAGUCAUCCCAAGCACUUCUGAGCCGCACGCUGCUCUCCAUUCUGUUGAAGAGACCCAGUCCCUCCCGAAAGACAUUGCUAUCCUGCAGACGGCCAACCAGCAUGGUGCGCCCCCCGCAAAUGGCACCACACUCAACACAGCAAGUCCAGCGACCAGUGAAACGAAGCAGAAGCCGCUACACUUACUCCUCGUCGACGACAACCCUAUCAACAUUAAGCUCCUCACAACCGUCGUACGCAAGAUGAACCACACCUUUUCGACGGCCAGCAACGGGCUUGAGGCUGUGGAGCUAUACGAAAAGUCACUGGUCGAAGGACGGCCGUUUGACCUUGUCUUCAUGGACAUCUCCAUGCCCGUCAUGAACGGCUUUGAGGCGACGAGGGAGAUACGCCGCCUCGAGGGCAGGGCCGGUGCGGCGAGGUGCAAGAUUGUCGUCCUCACCGGAUUGAGCAGCGCGUCGGAUCGCAAGGAGGCUGUUGCGAGCGGCUCGGACAUGUUUUUGACGAAGCCCGUCAAGCUGGGCAAGGUGCGCGAGGUACUGGAUCAGGAGUUUGAGGGGGUCCGCUUGGCCCCAGAAACUCUUGGUCCUGUUUUGACGGGGUUGACACUGUAA
Messenger RNA from Verticillium dahliae VdLs.17, 3546 nucleotides. Its product is annotated as autoinducer 2 sensor kinase/phosphatase luxQ. The transcript is spliced from 3 exons. The coding region runs from base 1 to 3546 and encodes 1181 amino acids. Gene Ontology annotation, molecular function: phosphorelay sensor kinase activity; histidine phosphotransfer kinase activity. The record is from RefSeq and is a predicted model, not a curated record. NCBI's taxonomy places the organism in Eukaryota, Fungi, Ascomycota, Sordariomycetes, Glomerellales, Plectosphaerellaceae. Gene Ontology annotation, biological process: phosphorelay signal transduction system; protein autophosphorylation.